This is a messenger RNA of Bufo bufo (common toad), 1260 nucleotides long. It is a transcript of the gene SLC35D3, whose product is annotated as solute carrier family 35 member D3. The coding region runs from base 1 to 1260 and encodes 419 amino acids. Gene Ontology annotation, molecular function: antiporter activity. The transcript is spliced from 2 exons. Gene Ontology annotation, cellular component: Golgi apparatus. NCBI's taxonomy places the organism in Eukaryota, Metazoa, Chordata, Amphibia, Anura, Bufonidae. The record is from RefSeq and is a predicted model, not a curated record.
AUGCAGCUCUGCAAGGGACGUGUGCUGGGGAUCUUUGUUGCUAUAGCACAUGGGGUGUUCUCUGGCUCCCUGAACAUCCUGCUGAAGUUCCUGAUAAGCAACUGCCACUUCACCUUCCUAACCCUAGUGCAGUGCACCACCAGCUUUACUGCAGCUGUCACCCUGGAGGUGCUCCGGCGCUGCGGGAAGAUCUCAGUGCCUCCAUAUGGGCUCAAGCUCGCCAGGACGUUUGUAGGAGUGACCAUUUUCUCCACUCUGCAGUCCACCCUGACCCUGUGGUCCCUGAGAGGACUCAGUCUUCCCAUGUACGUUGUGUUCAAGCGAUGUCUGCCCCUGGUGACUGUAUUACUGGGAGUACUGGUGCUUAGGAACGGGCUGCCCUCUGUAGGGGUGAUCAUUGCAGUAUUAAUCACCACUUGUGGUGCUGCUUUGGCAGGGGCCGGUGACCUGAGCGGAGAAGUUGUAGGAUACAUAACGGGAGUGCUGGCUGUAUUAGUUCAUUCUGCUUUUCUUGUAAUUAUCCAAAAGACAAGUACAGAUAGUGAACAUGGGCCUGUGACUGCGCAGUACAUAGUUGCCAUUACUUCAACUCCUCUGCUCCUAAUAUUCUCCUUUGCCAGUUUGGACAUGAUCAAGGCAUGGUCUUUUCCAGGUUGGAAAGACCCAGCCAUGGUUUGUACUUUCAUUGCAUGUACUCUAAUUGGUUGCGCCAUGAAUUUUACCACACUACAUUGUACAUAUAUCAAUUCAGCCGUCACAACAAGUUUUGUUGGAGUAGUAAAGAGCAUUGUCACCAUUACAGUAGGCAUGCUUGCCUUUGAUGAUGUGGCACCGACUUCCCUUUUCAUAGCCGGUGUCGUCGUCAACACAUUUGGGUCCUUAAUCUACUGUGUGGCCAAAUAUUUUGAGAUGAGGAGACAGAUCAACUAUGAAGAUCUGGAAAAGGAAGCAAUUAAAGAUGAAAAGGAGCCUCAAGCUGGACAGCCUCCACCUUUUGUCAUGGAAGAAAUUUUACAGGACAAUAGUUCUGAAGGAAAUGCACAAGAAAAGUCAGUGACUGAAACUGAGAAUCCCACUGAAGAAAAGAAAGGAAGCACAUUGGCUGCAGUUUUGAAAUCACAUGGUCCAGCAAAGACUUCUGAUGAAGACGGCAGUAGUCCGUUAAAAGAUGCUUAUCUUGGAGUAUGGAGGAUGGUCAGGGGUACUAGAUUUUUAAAGAAGGAUUACCUUAUAGAAAAUGAGGAGCUUCCUAGUCCUUAA